GGCAGGGCCGGUGCUGGCAGUGUCAUGGCGGCGCCGCUGCGGGACCGGCUGAGUUUCCUGAGCCGGCUGCCGGUGUUGCUGAGGGGCACGGCCGACGACGAUACUCCCUGCCCCGGGUACCUGUUCGAGGAGAUCGCCAAGAUCUCCCACGAGUCCCCCGGGAGCAGCCAGUGCCUGCUGGAGCAUCUCCUGACACGGCUGCAGAGCAGCUCCUGCCACGUCAAGUUGAAGGUGCUGAAGAUCCUGCUGCACACCUGCUCCCAGGGCUCCCCUCAGUUCGUGCUGCAGCUGAAGAGGAACGCCAGCUUCAUCCGGGAGGCAGCAGUGUUCUCUGGGCCCCCAGACCCCCUCCACGGCAACAGCUUGAACCAGAAGGUGCGGGCGGCCGCACAGGAUUUGGCCAGCAUUCUGUUCUCGGAUGCGCCACUGCCGCAGUCCCCAGCGCUGCCCAACCGGCCCCCAGCCCCUGCUGGGAUGGGCUCCAGCCCCACCCCCUGUGGUGUCCUGCAGGGAUUCGGCUUCAGCAGUGACAGAAGCAGCUCCGCUUCCACAGGCGAGGCCCUGCUGAGCAGCCUCCAGCGAGCAGCCGAGGCUGUGGCCCAGGCUGUGCUCCCGGCGCCAGGAGGGCCCCCCCGGCUGCACGGGGAGCUCCCCGAGGACACCUACGAGCCCGUCCGAGCCCCGUCCCCCGCCAGCAGCCCGGCCCUGCCGCCCCCGGCUCCUCCCGCRCCGCGCCCAUCCCGAGUGAGCCACCAGCCGGGSCAGCCCGGGGGCGGCUGGGAGGAGGCGGACAGCGGGCACAGCUCCCGGGAAUCCUCGCAGGGCAACGAGCGGAGCCGCACCUCGGACUCGGGCAGCAAAUCGGGCAGUGACAGCCGCUCCGGGGCCAGCCGGGAGCUGAGCCACGGGGCUGACAGCAGGGUGGAUGCUGACAGCCCCGGGGACUGCCGGAGGGAGCUGAGCCUGGUGUCAGGACUGACACGUGGGGCCAGGGUCUUCCUCACCAGGGAGGAAGCUCAGCACUUCCUCAAGGAAUGUGGGCUCCUCAACUGCGAGGUGGUGCUGGAGCUGCUGGGCCGGGCGCUGGAGGAUCCCAGUGACAGCGUCCGCAUGAGGUCCAUGUGUGCCAUCUCUGCCCUCGGCUGCUCUGACCUGCUCUCCCCGGAGCAGAUCUUUGCCGUGACCCGGCAGCGCCUGCAGCACCUGAGCCAAGGCAGCCCCGGGCCCGUGGCCAACCGAGCAACCAAGAUGCUGCGGCAGUUCGAGGCGCUGUGCCGGGCCCAGCCCUCCCCGAGAGCCCCUCGCCCACCCUCAGCCCCCUCAGCGGGCUCAGCCAGGGACCUGCUCAUGGACAUCCCAGCGCUGCCCAGCGAGAGCUUCCUGACCCCGCUGAGCCCGGCCCCGACCCCCGCAGCCCCCRGUGAGGAGCCGGGGGUGGGAUUGGAGCCCCCCAGGCAGCCCGGRGCCGCGGUGCCAGCCUGUCCCUGCGAGCAGGACGGGGACAGCAGGCUGGCAGGGGACACGGCAGCCCCCAGCCUGUCCCUGUUCGCCGGCAUGGAGCUGGUGGCCCGUCCUGGGGCCGUGCUCCGGCCACACUCGCCACCAGCAGAGCCACGGACACCGGCCCAGCCCAAAGAUGGGGGCACAGACACGGAGGGGACCCGGCAGCCAUCGGCCUUCGCCUUCCUCAACAUGUAGCUGCUGUCAGGCCCCGGGGGCUGYGGGGGCUGUGCCUCCCCUCCCUGCGGGGCCUGGGCUGUCCUGAUGGGAAACACGGCCGGUGAAAUGGCCACAAGGCUUCCAUCAGGUGAUGAUGUCCCUGUCGCUGUCCGUGGGGCAGAGGGGCACGGCUCCUUGCUCCUCUUAGCUGGACAGGGCUGUGGGACCGGCUGGGACUGAGCUGGGGGUGCUUUGGGGACCCCAGCAUGGCCAUGGGUGCUCUGGGUGGUCCCAGCUCCAGCCAGGCUUUACGGGAGUUGGGGUGGGARAAGGUGCCGUCCCCCUGGGGCCGGGACCCACCAAUAAAUCCCACUCGGGUCUGGGAAUGUGUGACUUCUUCCUUCGCCGCUGAUGGAGCCUGGCCUCACAUUCUUCCAUAGUCCCAUGGCCCCUCAAAA
Malurus melanocephalus (red-backed fairy wren) is the source of this 2117-nucleotide messenger RNA. RefSeq names its product TEPSIN adaptor related protein complex 4 accessory protein (gene TEPSIN). The transcript has 13 exons. The record is from RefSeq and is a predicted model, not a curated record. The coding region runs from base 25 to 1698 and encodes 557 amino acids. Gene Ontology annotation, cellular component: trans-Golgi network membrane. NCBI's taxonomy places the organism in Eukaryota, Metazoa, Chordata, Aves, Passeriformes, Maluridae.